This is a messenger RNA of Lycium ferocissimum, 3152 nucleotides long. Its product is annotated as small RNA 2'-O-methyltransferase-like. Lineage: Eukaryota; Viridiplantae; Streptophyta; Magnoliopsida; Solanales; Solanaceae. Gene Ontology annotation, cellular component: cytoplasm; nucleus. Gene Ontology annotation, molecular function: S-adenosylmethionine-dependent methyltransferase activity; RNA methyltransferase activity; O-methyltransferase activity. Gene Ontology annotation, biological process: piRNA processing; RNA methylation; siRNA processing. The record is from RefSeq and is a predicted model, not a curated record. The coding region runs from base 189 to 3005 and encodes 938 amino acids. The transcript is spliced from 10 exons.
GCUUUUAAUGUGUUAAACAUGUAAUCAACACUUUAGAAGCAGAGUUUUGGUUGAUCAUAUAACAUUCCCAUUAUAAAUGAAGUAUCUUUUGUACUGUCUGUUUGUAUUCUAUGGUUUUUGCUUGGUGUAGAAUGGACAUGUUUAUGAGUGUUGAAUUGUUCUAAGUAUUCAAGUCUCCUGGCAAAGCUAUGGAAACCGGAAAAGGCCCAGCGAGUGGUCCAAAGAAAACACCUUUCACGCCUAAGGCUAUCAUAUACCAGAGAUUUGGUACUAAAGCUUGCUAUAAGGUCGAGGAAGUUCAAGAGGUUGUACAAAAUGGAUGUCCUGGUUUAGCGAUUCCUCAGAAAGGUCCUUGCCUCUAUCGCUGUUCUCUGCAACUUCCAGAAUUUUCGGUAGUCUCUGAAACCUUCAAGAGAAAGAAGGAUGCUGAGCAAUCUGCUGCUGAGAAGGCUAUACAAGAGCUAGGAAUCCAGCCUAAGGAAGAUAACCUCACUGUGGAGCAAGCAUGGAAUGAGCUGACUGCUCGACUAUCAUAUUUGUUUUCGAUUGAGUUCCUGUCUGCAAUUCAUCCGCUUAGCGGUCACUUCAGAGCAGCGUUGGCGAGAGAAGGCCACCUCAAUGGGUUUAUUCCUGUUGCAGCUAUUGCCACAUUUGAUGCAAAGACUAAUAGCUUAUGUAAAUAUAUAAAUUCUGAAGUGGAAUCAAAUCACUUGUUGGUGAUGUCACUUAUUAUUGAAGCUGCAAAGAGAUUAGCAGAUACUCUCUUUUUCUCUGAAGAGAAGCUUUCAUUGAAGAGGCUAACUCCACACCCUCCUGAGAUUAUACAGUCUUUACUAAAUAAAUCUAAUUUACCAGAGAGCAUUUCAAUUGAAGCAGUACGUAUUCCAUCGUCAACAAAGCAGACCGUGGAAUCUUUGAUGCUUAAUGCCUCUUUUGGCAAUUAUUACUUGGAUGCUAUUGCGAAGGAACUAGGGGUUGAGGAUGCUUCUAAGAUUAUGAUUUCUAGGACUAUUGGUAAAGCUUCCUCAGAAAUGAGGUUGUACUUCUGUGCUCCAGAGUCCAUAACGAUUGGCCCAUCAUCGGAGUUAUAUAUGAAACAAGCUAGUUCAUUUAAAGUGUAUUCCAAUGCCGUCGCGACCUACCUAUCUGGUCAAGAAAUCUGUGGUGAUGCAAUUUUGGCAUCUGUAGGAUACACAUGGAAAUCUACUGAUCUUUUUUAUGAAGAUUUACCUUUGCGUGCAUAUUACAGAAUACUUGCCAACAAGAUACCUAGUGGAAUUUACAAGUUGUCGAGAGAAGCGAUGCUUGCCGCAGAACUGCCCACAGCAUUCACAACAAGGAGCAAUUGGAGGGGUUCUGUUCCAAGAGAUAUUCUCUUUACAUUUUGCCGCCAUCAUCGAUUAUCUGAACCUGUCUUUUCAAGCGAUUCCAUUGAACCUCUGCCAGAUUUACCUGGACGCAAAAGAUUGAGGGAUGCAGCAUCAGGUGGAAACGAAACUAAUGAAGGGGGUCUUGCUGCUACUGCUGUAGCACAAGAAGGGUGUACUCUAGUUUACAGAUGUACAGUGAAGAUAUACUCCAAGUGCCAGGACUUGAUUCUGCUGUGUUCACCAAAGGAAUCUUAUAAGAAACAGAAUGAUGCAAUUCAUAAUGCUGCUUUAAAAGUUCUCUUAUGGUUGGAUAGAUUUCUUGAUAAAGUUGAUAUGUCUGUGGAAGAGAUGACAUCAUCUGCAAAGGGAUUUGAUAUUCUUAUUUAUCCUCAACAGUUUGUUAAGGAGUUCUCAUUAUGUCAAAUUUUGCCCAAAUAUCGGUGGAGCAGUGCAACAGUAGCAGGCAGCUUUUUGUGUCCUAGCUAUUCUAAUGUACAGAAUAACAAUCUUGAAGAUGAAGCAUCAUCUGGAAUGACUCCGUCUAGUGGUUCUUUGGUGUGUGUGACUUACAACAUAUAUUUAGCCACGGAAAAGGAAUGCAUUAAGGAACAUCUUGAAGGGUCCAAAGAGUUUGAGUUUGAGAUUGGCAGUGGAGCCGUAUCACCUGUUCUUGAAGCAGUUGUAACACAGAUGUCUGUUGAUCAGUCUGCAUGUUUUACUAUGGAAUUGCCUUCCAAAGAGAUCCUUCUGGCAGUGGCUCAUGAUUCUGCAAAUAUCCUUUCAUUAUUGUCUUCAGGUACUUGCUUAAUGAAGUGUGAAGUCACUUUGUUGCGGGUGACAGUACCCCUGGAGGAUAGAAUGGAACAAGCCUUAUUCUCUCCCCCAUUAUCAAAACAACGCGUUGAAUAUGCAUUGCAGCACAUUAGAGAAUCUAGUGCUUCCUCUUUGGUUGAUUUUGGAUGUGGUUCUGGAAGUCUGCUGGAGUCUUUAUUAGCUUAUCAGACCUCUCUUGAUAAAAUAGUAGGCGUUGAUAUUUCACAGAGAGCUCUUGCUCGUGCUGCAAAGAUACUUCAUUCAAAACUCAAUGGAAAUACCGAAGCUGAACAACCGACCAACGGAAUCAAGUCUGCAAUACUUUACAAGGGUUCAAUUUUGACUUGCGAUUCUCGGUUAUGUGGAUAUGACAUUGCAACCUGCUUGGAGGUGAUUGAACACAUGGAGGAACAUGAUGCAUGUUCAUUUGGGGAUAUUGUGCUCAGUUCAUUUUGUCCACAGCUUCUUAUAGUCUCCACUCCCAAUUAUGAAUACAAUGUGAUUCUCCAGAAAUCUACUCCCCAGUACCAGGAAGAGGACCCAGAUGAGAAGAGCCAGCAGCAAUCUUGCAAAUUCCGCAAUCACGAUCACAAGUUCGAGUGGACUAGACAGCAAUUCUGCCAAUGGGCAUCUGACCUAGCUUUAAGGCAUAAUUAUGAUGUUGAGUUCAGCGGCGUUGGAGGAGAGCUUAACAAAGAACCAGGAUUUGCAUCCCAGAUUGCUGUUUUUAGAAGAAGAGAUAGCAGUCCCGUGAAUGCAGAUUUUACUGAACACUAUGAUGUUAUUUGGGAAUGGAGUAGUAGCAAUAAUUCAAGAUCUUAACUGUAGAUGCUUUCUAACAAACUCAUUUUUGCUGCAUUUUGGUUAGUGAUGGGGAUUCCAGAAGCUAUAGAAAUCUGCUCCUCCAUUAAUAGAAAAGAUUUGCUUCACCAUUUCUUCUGCUUAUACUAAGUGCCGACUGUUCCCUUA